AUGCAGCACGCAACAAUUCAAACAUUGCAGUUCCUGCUGGACAAACUACAGCUAUGGUUUGCAAUGAUUGAGCUCACGUUUGCCCAAAGCAAAAUCCAUGAUGAGCAGACAAAGUUUGCGAUAACAGUGAAUGUGCUGGAUGCUAGAGCAGCAACCACAGCAGAAGAUGUAAUACUCCGACCUCCAACAGAACGACCGUACAUGGCGUUGAAAAAUGUAUUACUCACCAGAAUGCGUAAACCGUUAAAUCAACAAAUGUGGCAGGUGCUUAAAGAAGAAUCUAUAGGUGACAGGACACUGUCGGAAUUUUGGAAGCAUUUGUGCGGUAUCAUCAAUGCAGGAGAAUCGUCAGAUGCGAUGCCCAAACACAUCUGGCUAAAUCAAUUAUCUAGCAUGGUAAAAGCUGCACUAGUAACUUGUGAAAAGGACAACAUGCAGAACCUCUUGGAGAUAGCAGACAAAGUCCAUGUGACCAUAGACAAUCCACAGAUGGCUUGCACGGCAAUCUUUAAUGGGGAAGAGGCAUCAGAAGUGAUAGCAGCAAUACAGAAGACACAGCAUAUGGACAUCAACAAACUGCUGCAGGAAUUACCAUGA
Schistocerca gregaria is the source of this 597-nucleotide messenger RNA. RefSeq lists its product as uncharacterized. Bases 1 to 597 code for a protein of 198 amino acids. The record is from RefSeq and is a predicted model, not a curated record. NCBI's taxonomy places the organism in Eukaryota, Metazoa, Arthropoda, Insecta, Orthoptera, Acrididae. The transcript has a single exon.